Molecule: messenger RNA, 1299 nt
Organism: Bacidia gigantensis
Lineage: Eukaryota; Fungi; Ascomycota; Lecanoromycetes; Lecanorales; Ramalinaceae
Exons: 2
Coding region: 1-1299 (432 amino acids)
Source: RefSeq, a predicted model, not a curated record
AUGGUGCGUUUGUCUUUCUUUUUUGCUUGGUGCGUGGCGAUUGCCACCGCCGCAUCGAGAUCCCCAAAUCACGAGGCUGCAUUCGGCGUUUCGUCAGGCUCAUUCACUUCAGAACUUGACAAGUUCAGCGAUACCGAAGCCCAAGAUCUCAUUGUUACCUACUCGUUCCCACCAAACCGUCGAAGAUCGUCAAAGAUGAGCCACUCAGGUCGGAACAGCCCGAGGAUGAACUCCGCGCUGAGCUCUGCGCUGAAUUCAGCGCGAAGCAGCGAUUCUCUCGGGUCGUACAGCGCCGGUACGAAGGCGUACUACCCAUCUUGGAACGCCUCAGCUGUGGGUCACAUCACCCGCCCAGCGAAUCAAAUAAAAGAGUGGCUAGCCGCUCAGUCGGAGAAGCAACACAGCCAACUUCCAGAGUCGUGGACAGGCACCAGAAGGCUGUCAAAAUCCCGUAGACGGGCCAUGAUGCUUGGCCUACAUGUCAACACAGCCCAAAUCAAGACAGCGGACACCCCCGCAGAUUCCGUGAUACGCCCGCCGCCAGGACCUACUCUGAAGACUUCUUUCUCGACGACCUCCUUCUCCGGAAUGUUGUUUCCACGCCCUCCAAGUUCCUCAGCUUCCAAGUCAAACGAAAAGUUAGAAGAAGCCAUCAGAGAAGCGACAUCUCGAAGCGCCCAACUAUCUGUCUACUCUUUAGCUCCCAGCACAGCCAAUUCAAGUCAGACCCAUACGUUCUCUGACAUUAUCCAUCCUCCUCUGCGACUGCCGUUAAACCCUCGUGAUAAAGACGCGAUCCCAAGACGCGCAAAGCCACAGCUGAUGAAAGAAUUACCGGCCAUUCCUCGAGACUAUAGAAAUAGCAUGCCGAUCGAAGCGGGUGACUUCAAGUCAAUGAGAGAGCGUAUUGCACGCGUUGGAAUACAAAUCGAGUCGUAUGCUGUUGGCGGAAGCGAGGAGAAAGGCGGGGAAGUCAUCGGUGGAGGUCAAAUCACAAAUACGGGUACAAGAGAAGAGCAACCGGAGGGUGAGAGUAUAUCAAGGACAGGUACCAGGGAAAAGCAAGAGAGGGGUGAGGAUGUCAUGACGGAUGAAUGGAACGAGAAAGUAAUGGAGACGCGACAAGCGGCCUGGUGGAAAAUUGCGGACAAGAUAACGCCGGCUAUGAAACGACAACUAAGCCGGGUGAAGGUUGCGGAAGGAUCAGGUCAGGUUGAAGUCGCUCAAGGCAAGACAAAGCUGAGAAGGAAGCUGAGCAGAAAGCUGAGCAAAAUGAAAUGUAGCUUACAGAAGAAUUAG